This is a messenger RNA of Schistocerca nitens (vagrant locust), 800 nucleotides long. RefSeq lists its product as uncharacterized. The coding region runs from base 13 to 471 and encodes 152 amino acids. The transcript has 4 exons. The record is from RefSeq and is a predicted model, not a curated record. NCBI's taxonomy places the organism in Eukaryota, Metazoa, Arthropoda, Insecta, Orthoptera, Acrididae.
UUGUCGAGCACAAUGAAAGUUGUUCUGUUGUUUGUUGCUGCCAAUACCAAUCAUAGAGGCACACUACCAGACAAUAGGACACCAUUGCCAUCCAGUGGAGGUAUAUUACCAAGCGGCAGAGUCGUUCUACGAGUCAACAGGAUUUCACUACAGUUCAGUAUUUUCACGCUAGCAGCUGGUACAGUCACCAUUGGUAGCAGUGGCGGAGGUCCACGGGCAACCCCUACCACCGCCAGCAUCUUGAAUGAGAAUCUAAGCACCGGCAAUAUCACGGCUGAGAAUAGAUUUUUGGCGAGGUCGUCCUACACGGAAGAUGACGAUGAUACCAUUUGUGUCGAGGCAGACAACAAGCUCUACUUGUAUGCUAGUUCGCUGAAGCUGUAUUCUUGCUACAACCAGCUACCGAAAGUUUACGUGGUGAAGCCAAAGAAUCAGUGUAAACCAUACCUGUCACAUUGCCCCAGGAACUAGGAGUAUUGCAAGUCUGGUGGCUCAGCUUCAAGGGACUGACUCGUCUGCGAGUGAGUGAAGACUAAAUGGCUGGCCUGCUGACUGAAGACAUCUACUGUUUCCAGAGAAGCCAAGAAACUGCAAGAGCGUCAUUACUUACCUUUUCUACUCAAACAUAAUCGAGGGAAUCUACUCAUCCUCUUCUAUGAAGUUUCUGAUUACUUCACGACAUGCAAUAAAUUUCAUUGUUGCAAAGAUUAGUAUUUAAAACAUUGCGUUUGCCUUAUUUUAUCUUUCUGUUGUUGCUGUAAUAGUCGUAUGCUACGCAAUAAAAGUGUAGUUACUUAACA